Closterium sp. Naga37s-1 is the source of this 2856-nucleotide messenger RNA. Lineage: Eukaryota; Viridiplantae; Streptophyta; Zygnematophyceae; Desmidiales; Closteriaceae. The record is from the annotation of a GenBank genome assembly.
AUGAACUUCGUCGUUUCGCAGCGCGCGAAAGUCGGGCCGCUAUUGGUGGACGGGAAGCCUCGGGAUUGGGGCGACACGCGGAACUCGGAGAAGGAGCUGAGCGACGUGGGGCUGAGCGCGCGCGCGGGACACAAGAAGGACCGCGGCGGGUGCAUCGGCGCGUUUCAGCGGCUGUGGGGCGGCAUGGAGCUGAGAUACAGCUACUCCAAGGCAACUCCGGAUGUUAAAGAGAUGGUGAGUGGCGCGGAUGGGUGGGAGGAGGCUUUUGAGUUGACUCAACAGUCACGAGUCACGAUCAGUGGGGCGCAGGCAGCGAGGGCAGCGGGGCUGCACCGAGUGGUGGUGGAGCAGCGCUACGCCUACACCACGCUCGUCGCCUCUGCUGACCUGCUGCCUGCCGCGCUCUCUCUCACACACGCACGCACACUGCGCUGCCCCUCCCCCUCACCCCUCCUCUCCCGUGUUUUUUGUGACAAGUUCGGGUACAUGAUUCAUUGCGACGACCGCGCCUUGACGCGCAUGCAGGCAGCAAGAGCAGCGGGGCUGCACCGAGUGGUGGUGGAGCAGCGCUACGCCUACACCACGCUCGUCGCGUCUGCCGACCUGCUGCCUGCUGCGCUGGCCCACGCACAGUCCCUCAGGCUGACGGGCACGGCGCAUGACCUGGUGCUCAUGGUGGAUGGGAACGCGCAUGACGUGAAUGUCAAUGACCGGCUGCUGCUGCUGCACUUUGACCACGUGCGGCGCGUGCCGACAGUCACUAACCCGUACGGCGUGAAAGGCUUCUCGAAGCUCAACGCGUGGCAGAUGACGGAAUACGACAAGGUGGUCUACAUCGAUGUGGACACGCUCGUGCUCGCCAACCUGGACCACCUCUUUGAACGCCCCGAGCCCACCGCCGUGCCGGAUGUGUACAUGAGCAGCAAGUUCAACAGCGGACUGCUCGUGCUCAAGCCGUCCCAUUCCACAUAUGCUGACAUGAUGAGCAAGAUGCACCGCCUCCCCUCCUACAACAAGGGAGAUCAAGGCUUUCUCAAUGCAUACUUUUCCGGCUGGUUCCACAUGCCGCCCGCGCACCGCCUCGCCGCCCGGUACAACGCCGUCAUCUUCUUCCCGGACCACUACCACCCGCCGCCCUGGUUCCGCGUCGAAGCCGCCCACGAGGCCCUCAACGGACCAAUCAUGAUGAUCCAUUUCGCCAACCCCUGGUUCAAGCCGUGGCGGCUCGGGACGCAGGAGGGGGGGGUGGUGGGGAUACACGGGGAAGGGGGAAGCGGGGGAGGCGGAGGAGGGGGAGGGGGAGGGGGAGGGGGAGGGGGAGCAGCAGGUGGGGGGAGUUUGUCGUCUGCGUUGUCGUCGACUUUAGCGUCGUCUCUCACAUCGGGCCAGAGCGGGGUGAGCCGAGAGGCAGUAGAGGCUGCCGCAGCAGCAACUUUACAGGCGGUAGCAGCAGGAGGGAGCGUGAACGGCAGUGCAGGAGCAGCAGGAGCUGCUAGUGGGGUGAUCGAAGGCGGAGCAGGAGGAGCAGGAGGGGCAGGAGGGGUGGUGGUAGCAGCAGACGGCGGCCCACAGGUCAAGGUGAACCUCUGGUGCUCGCUCUGGCUGUACCUCGCUCACGCACUGGAGGAAAACGACUGGUACCCGCUCGACCCCACGUCCAUCUCCCUCAUGCACUUCCUCCCCAACCGUGCUCAGUACGACUCCCUCCUCCCCGCCCACGCCAAGGCUCGCUCCGCUUCCGCCGCCGCCGCCGAAGCAGCCGCAGCCGCGGGAGCAGCAGCAGCGCAGACUGCAUCUGCUGCGUUUCCAUCCACGCCAGCUCUGCUCUCCUCGCCGGUGUCCCACGAGCCGGUGAUUCCCGGCCGGCCCACUUACAUCGGACGAGAGGGCUUCGUCACUCUCAUCACUAAAGAUAAUUACUUCGCGGCGGGCGUCUGGGCCGCGUCGUACCUGCAGCACCACUCCUUCUCCUCCUUCCGGAAGAUUCUCCUCCUCGUGCUGUCCACGGUCCCCAGAGACCACUGGCAGCCGUACCGCAAGCUCUUCAACUACGUCCGCGUGGUUGACCCAAUAGUGGUCAACGGGCGGCAGCUGGACGAUGCCUUCGCGGUGCUGCACGCGUGGAACCAGAAGGGGUUUGACAAGCUUGUGUACGUCGAUCCGGUGGCGCUUUUCGUUGAUAACUGCAACGAGCUGGUUACCAGUUACGACGCGUUCGCCGCCCCGCCGAGCGUGUUCCCUCCGGACAUGUUUACCUCCCGAGUGAUGGUUCUCCAACCCAACUCCACCACAUUCGAAGACAUGGUGGCGAAACUCCCGGUUUUACCCUACCCGGAAGGGUCGGUGGACCGGUUUUUGAACGCGUAUUACUACGGGUGGUUCUCGUGGGCGCCUGCGCACCGCAUCCCGCCGUCGUUUGCGGUGGACAUGUGGUUCAAGGAGGGGUUGAUGAAGUUCUUUGUGCCGUGGCGGAUUGUGAUGUUUGACUCGCGGGCGGUGCCGUGGAGUGAUAUCAGCGACUGGAUGGCGCAUGAUCGCACCAAGGCUGUGAAGCUCCAAGCGCUGGUGCAUUUACACCCCCCUCCCCCCUCUCCCUUCCUACCCAACCUGUCAGAUGAAAUUAUGUUUGAGAUGACAAUAAAACAGAAUCAGGGCAGGGUGGUUGAGGGCGCAAGAAGCAUGGGAGUGGCGGGUCGGGCUGAAGCUGCCCCUGGGGGGGGGUUUAAGCCACAGCCGUCAUAUGCGCUCUCCGCUCUUCGCCCCUUCCACCUCCACCCCUUCUCCUGCCCUGCAGCAGCCACACAGACAGACCUCCCUCUACUGCUCACUGCUCUUCCACUGCCAAGGUUCCACUGA